UGGCUCGUGCAUUAGUUUAUUUUUUGAAAAAUUCUAAAAAGAAAAUUGAUAUUAAAGAGUCGACUAUUCUUUUAUUUCUCCACUGGUCAAUAUAAACUUGAUACAUAUAUUUCUAUAGGCAAAACGAGACAUAGUCCACUUUAUAUUGUACUAGAAUAGCAGGUGCACACGCUCGUGCGGGCUUUUAUUGAUUUCGAUUAUUGAGAUUAUUAUUGUGAUUGACUCGAGCACUAAAGGUUGUCACUUGGUGCAUUUUUAAUAUUUUGUGUUGGAAAUUUGUGUCUUGCGCAUUACGUAUUUAAUUCUUUUGUCCUGGACAGGAGGUGUCUGCUGCAUGUAGUCUAGAGGUAUUCAAAGAAAUUUAAAUGGCAACGAGAUUAUUGCUCCCGCCUCCAUGAAAGAGCCAGUGUUAGUGCUAGCCAUGUAAAAAUUUACAAUGGAGGAUAAUGAGAUACCACAAAGAGUAGUUGAUUACUUUGUUGUUGCUGGUUUGGGAAAGAAUGCCAAGAGAAUUUUGGAAAAAGAAGGAACAGUUGUUGAUCCUAUAACUGAUGUAACUGUGAUAUUUAAGAGUAAAGGGGAAACUGCACCUGAUGGAUUUACCUGCAUUGAAACAACACCUGGAGGGCUCCCCGCUGACCUGAACUCAGGAGCCAUUCGUGGUGAAUCAUGUUUUCUUUGCUAUCGUAGAGGAAGAGAUAAGCCACCAAUAGUUGACAUUGGUGUUUUGUAUGAGGGGAAAGAAAGACUAAUUGAAGGCUGUGAUAUCCUUGAUACAACUCCACAAGGACAUUCUGCUAACAUUAGUGAUAGUAUCAACAACAGAAUAUUCAUCACAUAUAGAAGAUCAUCAGCUAAACUUACCCACACAUCAUUGGCAGUCACUCACAUUAAUGUCAUUAUAGCAAGCAAGGGUGAAAAAACGCCACAUGCCUUUUGCCUGAUACAAAAAAAUCUUAAUAAAGGAAUGAUGAGCUCUGAUGUAUUUCUCUGCUACAGAAAAUCUCUUGCCAGACCACAUUGCAUCACCUUUGAAGCUAAGACAUUGAGUCGAUAUCCCAAAAGUGAUGUUGCUGGAUUUCCUUUGCCAGAUCAGGUUCCACAAUUCUGCUUACCUAUGGGUGCCAUUGUUGAAUGUUGGCCAAGAAAGUCACCACAUCCUUUGCCCAUAUUUUCUAUUUUUAUAUUAACUGGUAGUAAAGGACAAAAGAUCUAUGGAGCUGUUGUGACAUUUUUUGAAGAGCUCCCUGAAGAAGACGUUACCCAGGAAAUGAUGAAUGAUUUAAAGAUUUCAACUCAUGACAAAGAUUUAGGAGAUUUAAGACAAAUUGUCCAUUCUAAUAAAUCUAUCUGUGUUCUGUCACAUUGGCCUUUUUUUGAAGCCUUCAAGAAGUUUCUGUCAUCAUUAUACAGAAUUUCUGUAUCAACUCAACCUAUUCCUUUAGAAAGAUAUAUUUCACAUUUUAUGCUUAAUGUUCCAUUUCCUUCACCACAAAGACCAAGAAUUCUUGUUCAGAUGAACCUCUAUGAACCAUUUGAAAUAUGUCAGCCAUACUCAACAAGUUUACCAAUCAAUGGAGCGUCAUUCUCAGCCUUGUUACGUUGGCUUGGUCCUGAGAAUUCAAUCAAGUUAUUUUAUUAUGUUUUAACGGAACAUAAACUACUUAUUCAUUCACUUCGUGCUGCCUUACUGACGAGUGUUGCAGAAGCUUUAGUUAGUGUCAUCUUCCCAUUCUCCUGGCAAUGUCCUUAUAUACCUCUCUGUCCUGUUGCAUUGUCUGAUGUGCUCAAUGCUCCAGUUCCACCUGAUGAAGUAAUAUGUGUUGAUUUGGAUACAAACAUGAUAUCACCCAUCCAUGACGUGAAUCCUUUUUCUUGGAAAACAUUUCCAAAGAAACCAGGAAAGGCUUUGCUGGAAAAACUUCAAACGCAAUACUCAAAACUGCACCAACUUUGCCGUGGCGAUUCUGGUGCUAUUUCCGAAAAUGCGAUAGAGUUGGCUCCUUUGGAACACGAUUCGUCUUACGCAAAGAAGAGAUUGAAUAUCGAGGUGGCCAUUCAAGAAGCAUUUCUUCGAUUCAACAUCACUGUUUUAAAAGGAUACAGAACUUUUUUAAAGCCUAUCGUUGAAGCGCCAAAAAAUAUGGCAGAUCUUAGCCAAGACUCGCUGUUUAAUUUGCAAGGUUUUUUAAAGACAAGACCAAGCUCAUUUCAUAAGUUUUUUCAAAUCCUUACGAAGACUCAGCUGUUUUCUAGGUUCAUUGAGCAGCGAUCUUUUGUUUCAUCUCAAGACCCAUACUUACAGUUUUACGAUGAAUGCUGUGAAAAGGCCGAAACUGAUAAAACUCUCAUUGAAAUUGAUAAUUACAUGAGCAAUAAUCGAACUUACGUUGUUACUCCUUUGGCUGCCAGUGAAAAGAACGAGAACAAAAUGUAUAGCUAUCCAACAUUUCCUGCUUUGCAAGAUGAACUACUGUCAAUGGAGAACGCACAGCCUGUCCCUUUAGCUGUAUCGACUCCAUCACCUGCUUAUGGCAGACGUACCCCUAAAGAGCGACAUCAAUCUGUUCAGAGCAUAAAAAAGUUUCAAAAGUCACCAGUGUUAUGGGCAAGUUGCCUUCUGGCAUAUUGCUACAGUAUUUGGUUUAUUCAUCUUCCUGCGUAUGUGAGAUCAUACCAUAACAAAGCCAAAGCUCUUCUUGAUGCAUACGAAGUGCUUUGUAAAAUGCAGAAAGAGAAAGUUCAACUUCCAGAUGAGGUGUGUUAUCGUAUAUUGAUGCAGUUAUGUGGUCAAUACGAUCAUCCAGCUUUGGCUGUCAAGGCAUACUGUGAAAUGAAAAGACAAGGCAUCGAGCCAAAUGCUGUCACCUAUGGAUACUACAAUAAGGCUGUUUUUGAAGGCAAAUGGCCAUCAACGUCGACCAGCUUUCAUAGAUGGCGUCGCAUGUUUCAUUUCAUCUCCUCUGUCAAUUACCUUUUGAAAAUUCACGAACGCAAACGUCAAACUGAAACAAAAACGUAUUUAUUCGGCGAAGAAGGAGAGGCUCAUAACUCUGUAUUUGAGGUUUCAAACUCUCACGACAGUGGUAUUGAUGACAUUGAUCCUUUUAGCUCAUCUAGAGCGCAAUCGAAAGGUCGCAAUCGAAUUUCGCAGUCUUUGUCGCAGAUUGAUCUUACUGAUGGUUUUCCAAAAAUAAAUCUAGGACGAACAUGUAGUACUGCUUCGUCAGACCUCAGUAAUUCAUCACAAUGUCAGCUUUUUGUCACAAGUGACACGGAUAAUCAAUCUAACGGCGAAGGAUACCAGGAUACAACGUCAGGUAUAGAUUAUGUCGAUUGGCGAAGUCAUUGUGGCAUGGUACCACGUGAUAUUUCGUUUGAAGCACUGAUCUGCAGUUGUAAUCCAUGUAAGGACUGCGAGCGAUACAUUUAUGACGAGGAAAUUAUGGCGGGCUGGGUUUCUGAUGAUUCCAACUUAAACACAAGCUGUCCAUACUGUUCAACAACCCAAGCUGUUUCGCUGAUCAUCAAAAUUAAAGAUUACAGGGACUGUUUUUCAAGAGAAGGAAGUAAUCUCUCUUCCACUUCUUCAAGUUUCAAUAGCAGCGAGUAUUUAUCCAUAAGUGGUAUUCACACCACGUCCAAUCCUUGCCUCGCUAUCCCAACCCAUGAAAUCGCCAAACGAGCUGUGCACGGGGGCGAUUCACCUGGUUUGAUAAGGUCAUUUUCUCCCCCUGGCAUUACACUUCCGGUGAGCAUUGGCAAGAAAAAUAAGAAUCGUUAUCCUCUCAGCGCACCAUGUAGUGCUAACAACAGUCCUGGAUCAGGUCUACUUCAAGGUAGUCCCAAACCACGAAAUCGUUUGUCAAUUUCACGUUCUAACAGUAUACCUGGCAUAGGCAGUCAAAACAGUUUAUUUGCAAUGCCAGAAGAAAGGGAUGUGAUAUCAGUGAACUAUGUCAGUCCUCUAGUGUUGAGGAAAGAAUUGGAGAAUCUCAUGGAUAAUGAGGGUGUUGAUGCUUUAGAAUCCCCUGCUAUGAUUAAGGAGAAGCCCGUAAUAUUUUGGAAUAUGGUGUGGUAUUUUCGACGACUUAAUUUACCAACUCAUUUAAAUGGUCAUAUUUACGGUAAUUAUGCUGAAGAUGAUCCCUUAGAUCGUUCAAAGGAUAUUGAUAGUCAGAUAAUUGUAUCUACAUCAUGGGAUGCAGAAAGACCUGCUAACGAUGAUCAUAUACCUUUGUAUGUCUUAUGGAAUGUCCCAGCUCAAGAGCAUCAAAAUCCGACUGUCGACGAAAAAUCAUGGACACCUAGAAGUGUUGUACAAUCUGUUGUUGCUCAUAUAAAGAAGAGCGACAUUGCCAGUCCAUUUGAUUGUCUUUUUGAAGAAAGAAAUCGUCAGAAACUUAUAAACCCUAACAUACAAUGGAGCAUUUAUAGAGAAAUGUUAUUUCUAUCAUUAAUGGCUUGUGGUACGGACAACAUUGAUAUUGAAGCAUUUGACAACGAGUACAAGCGUAUUUAUCGCUCUCUACAUGGGAACGCAAGCAAUCGAUCGUAUUAUACAAACAGAGAUGAUCGAUCACUACCUUCACGUGCAAUUUGCUGUAGACGAACGUUUAAACCUCCGACUUUACAACCCAGAUUGCCUCAUAGUCAAUAUUUUCUAAGUCAAGGUCUUAUUAAUGAAGGUUGACCAUUAAAAUAUUAUUGUCUUCUAUUUAUACUUUGUGAUGUAAUGGUCAUUCAGGUUUGGGCAGAAUAUCAUUCAAAUAGUCUGAUGUCCUUGUACUUGAUUGGUUGAAAUUGAUUAAUCGCUAAUAUUACAUGCA
Messenger RNA from Xenia sp. Carnegie-2017, 4829 nucleotides. Its product is annotated as C-myc promoter-binding protein-like. The coding region runs from base 437 to 4693 and encodes 1418 amino acids. Gene Ontology annotation, biological process: regulation of Rab protein signal transduction. The transcript has 38 exons. Gene Ontology annotation, cellular component: cytoplasmic vesicle. Gene Ontology annotation, molecular function: protein binding. Lineage: Eukaryota; Metazoa; Cnidaria; Anthozoa; Malacalcyonacea; Xeniidae. The record is from RefSeq and is a predicted model, not a curated record.